Molecule: messenger RNA, 1980 nt
Organism: Achroia grisella
Lineage: Eukaryota; Metazoa; Arthropoda; Insecta; Lepidoptera; Pyralidae
Product: uro-adherence factor A-like
Exons: 12
Coding region: 1-1980 (659 amino acids)
Source: RefSeq, a predicted model, not a curated record
AUGAGAUUGAGACUGAGUGAAACUGAUAGUGAGACUGAGAUUAAGACUGAUAGUAGACUGAGAUUGAGACUGAGAUUCAGACUGAGAGUGAGACUGAGAGAGAGACUGAGAGAGAGACUGAGAGUGAGACUGAGAAGUGAGACUGAGAGUGAGACAGUGAGUGAAACUGAUAGUGACACUGAGAGUGAGACUGAGAUUGAGACUGAGAGUGUGACUGAGAGUGAGACAGUGAGUGAAACUGAUAGUGAGACUGAGAGUGAGACUGAGAGUGAGACUGAUAGAGAGCCUGGGAGUGAGACUGUAAGUGAGACUGGGAGUGAGACUGAGAGUGAGACUAAUGAGACUGAGAGUGUGAUUGUGAGUGAGAAUGAUAGUGAGACUGAGAUUGAGACUAAGAGUGAGAUUAUGAAUGAGACUGAUAGUGAGACUAAGUUUGAGACUGAGAGUGAGACUGUGAAUGAGACUGAUAGCGAGACUGAGAUUGAGACUGAGAGUAAGUCUGAGAGUGAGACUAGUGAGACUGAGAGUGAGACCGAGAUUGAGUUUGAGACUGAGAAGAAGGCUGAAACUGAGAGCGAGAAUGAGAAUGAGAGCGAGACUGAGAAUAUGAGUGAGAAUGAGACUGAGAGUGAGACUAAGACUGAGACUGAGAAUGAGACUGAUAGUAAGACUGAUAGUGAGACUGAGAGUGAGACUGAGAGUGAGACUGAUAGAGAGCCUGGGAGUGAGACUAAUGAGACUGAGAGUGUGAUUGUGAGUGAGAAUGAUAGUGAGACUGAGAUUGAGACUAAGAGUGAGAUUAUGAAUGAGACUGAUAGUGAGACUAAGUUUGAGACUGAGAGUGAGACUGUGAAUGAGACUGAUAGCGAGACUGAGAUUGAGACUGAGAGUAAGUCUGAGAGUGAGACUAGUGAGACUGAGAGUGAGACCGAGAUUGAGUUUGAGACUGAGAAGAAGGCUGAAACUGAGAGCGAGAAUGAGAAUGAGAGCGAGACUGAGAAUAUGAGUGAGAAUGAGACUGAGAGUGAGACUAAGACUGAGACUGAGAAUGAGACUGAUAGUAAGACUGAUAGUGAGACUGAGAGUGAGACUGAGAGUGAGACUGAUAGAGAGCCUGGGAGUGAGACUGUAAGUGAGACUGGGAGUGAGACUGAGAAAAGUGAGACUGAGAGUGAGACUGUUAGUGAGACUAAGAUUGAGACUGAGAGAAAGACUGAGAGUGAGACUGAGAAAAGUGAGACUGAGAGUGAGACUGUUAGUGAGACUAAGAUUGAGACUGAGAGAAAGACUGAGAGUGAGACUGAGAGUGAGACUGAUAGUGAGACUGAGAUUAAGACUAAGAAUGAGACUGAGAGUGUGAUUGUGAGUGAGAAUGAUAGUGAGACUGAGAUUGAGACUAAGAGUGAGAUCAUGAAUGAGACUGAUAGUGAGACUAAUGAGACUGAGAGUGAGACCGAGACUGAGUUUGAGACUGAGAAGAAGGCUGAAACUGAGAGCGAGAAUGAGAAUGAGAGCGAGACUGAGAAUAUGAGUGAGAAUGAGACUGAGAAUGAGAGCGAAAAUGAAAAUGAUAGUGAGACUGAGAGUGAGACUAAGACUGAGACUGAGAAUGAGACUGAUAGUAAGACUGAUAGUGAGACUGAGAGUGAGCCUGAGAGUGAGACAACUGUGAGUGAGACCGAGACUGAGUUUGAGACUGAGAAGAAGGCUGAAACUGAGAGCGAGUAUGAGAAUGAGAGCGAGACUGAGAAUAUGAGUGAGAAUGAGACUGAGAAUGAGAGCGAGAAUGAGAAUGAUACCGAGACUGAGUUUGAGACUGAGAAGAAGGCUGAAACUGAGAGCGAGGAUGAGAAUGAGAGCGAGACUGAGAAUAUGAGUGAGAAUGAGACUGAGAAUGAGAGCGAGAAUGAGAAUGAUAACAUAGAGAGGACGCGGCGCGAUGAAACAUCGCACCGCACCGCACCGCACCGCAUCGCAUAG